This is a messenger RNA of Ceratitis capitata (Mediterranean fruit fly), 951 nucleotides long. RefSeq lists its product as uncharacterized. Lineage: Eukaryota; Metazoa; Arthropoda; Insecta; Diptera; Tephritidae. Bases 120 to 749 code for a protein of 209 amino acids. The record is from RefSeq and is a predicted model, not a curated record. Gene Ontology annotation, biological process: cytoskeleton-dependent cytokinesis. The transcript has a single exon. Gene Ontology annotation, cellular component: dynactin complex.
UUAUUUCUCACCGAACAGAACUAAUUAAACACUACCCAAUGAAAUUUGUUUGUUGACAUCAUUCAGCAGUCUUUUAGUGAUUUUGCAAAUUUCUUAAUUUGAGUUCCGUAUUUAAAAAAAUGGAAGGUUUAGACAUUCUUGAAAAACGCAUAGAUACACUAUCACGUAUGUUAGGACCUCUUCCAGACGAAGAAAACGCGCUUACAUCGGGUGCUACUUCUGAAAACAAACAAAAUGGGGCGGCAUCCGAGACAGUUGUUGACUCAUUGCUUACAGUAAAUAGUAUGCUGAGUGGAGUUAUUGGUAACCGGGAGCCAAUUGCUAACACAAUAGGACGUGCCGCUGAACUCGAAAAAUAUUUGGAUCCAAAUUUCUUAGAAGAGACCCAACAAGUACGUUCUAAAGAAGUUUACUUAAAUGCUGUAGCUCCAGAUUUACACGCUCAAUUCGAACAAUUAGAUAAAAUUAAACAACUUGAACCAACGUUAGGUGCUGAAUACUUUCGCAGCAUACCAAGUGAAUGUACAGAAAAAUUAAAACAGCAUUCACAAGAUAAUGCUGAGUUCGCUCAACAAGCCGAGUUGAUCGAAGAGAGUUUAAUAUUGGCUAUGAAGCGGUAUGGCGAAAUACAAAGUGGUCUUUUGGAAUCGCUUGGCACUAUGAACAAACGUCUUUUGGCUAUAGAGGAAAAAAUGGAGCAGAAAAAAAGGUCUGAGGCUGAAAAGGAUCUGCCUUUGCCCCAGGAAUAAACGGGAUACCUUAAAUUUGACUUGAUAACGUAUUUAGACAUACUUUGCACAUAAGUUUAAUAUGCGUUUGUGUAAAAAAUUAAUUUGUCAUGGAAAUGUAUUAAAAUUGUAUUUUAUAUUUAACCUUUAUUUUAAUUAUUUCUAAGUCCAGGUCUUUUGCUAUAUCUUAAAUAUAAUGAAAAAGUGUAUGUCUUAAAACAAA